This is a messenger RNA of Magallana angulata, 776 nucleotides long. Its product is annotated as perlucin-like. The transcript is spliced from 5 exons. The record is from RefSeq and is a predicted model, not a curated record. Lineage: Eukaryota; Metazoa; Mollusca; Bivalvia; Ostreida; Ostreidae. Gene Ontology annotation, molecular function: signaling receptor activity. Bases 109 to 615 code for a protein of 168 amino acids.
AUUUAUCGUUAUGACCCUGUCGAGGUCAUGCUUUGCCUUUGAGUAAGUUUAUUUAUUGUGUGGGGUCGCAGAUAAGUAGAAAUUCGGUCACAACACAUUACAGACACCAUGCUCACAGAGCUGCUAUUCUUACUGGUCGGAUGGUGUAGCUCUAUAGUGAAGGGCGCAUGUCCAGACGGUACCUUUACUUACGGAAACUCGUGCUACCUUGAAUUCAAUAUCCGGGCAACGUGGGCUGAGGCCUCCAUCAUAUGCCGGGCGUAUGGCGGUUACUUGGCCAACAUCAACGAUAUUCAUGAACAACACGUGAUAGAAACCGUCGUCUCCAGGAACAUAGGAGGCUUCAGCCCCGGGAUUUUCUGGCUGGGAGGGACGGACGUCCAGAUCGAGGGUGAGUGGGUCUGGACGGGUAACGUGCAGGCCAUGGGCAGCUACAAGAACUGGGCCCCCGGGGAACCCAACAACGCUAACGGUAACGAGCACUGCCUGGAGAUGGACAUGGGGGGACAGUACCAUUGGAACGACAACAACUGUGAAAACAGAUUCAACUUCAUCUGUGAAAUGCCGACGGCUGAUCCAGGUAUAGGCGCUGGUGGCCAGGGUGUCAUUGGAUAAAUAACCACCCACCCACAGGUCAUUCAGCCAUGAUAUUUCUUAUUUUUAAUCCAUGAUAUAUGACGCUGUUUGGAUAGAGAAAUGUGGCCCAUGGUUUUUGUUCAGCUGGUGUAUUUGAUAAAACUAUGAGCCACUUGAAAUAAACAAAAUUAAACCUUUAA